Messenger RNA from Triticum urartu, 1229 nucleotides. RefSeq names its product vesicle-associated protein 4-1. Gene Ontology annotation, biological process: endoplasmic reticulum membrane organization. The record is from RefSeq and is a predicted model, not a curated record. Gene Ontology annotation, cellular component: endoplasmic reticulum membrane; plasma membrane. NCBI's taxonomy places the organism in Eukaryota, Viridiplantae, Streptophyta, Magnoliopsida, Poales, Poaceae.
AAGAGAUGAAAAAGAGGCGAGAUCGAGGAUGGAGAAUGUACUGUAGCGAAAGCUGAGGUGAAAGAAGGAUCACUUUAGAAGAGAGAGAGAGAGGGAGAGGGGGAGAACCGAAGCAGAGUGCAGCCCAACCACAUCCUCCGUACUACACGCUCGUGGUAACUGGUAGUAGUAACUUCCUCGCCCAUGGCGAUCUCCGGCGACGACAGGUACGCCCCCGCCGCCGACUCCGGCGGCGGGAAGCUCUGGAACCUCUGCCGCAUGCCCUUCAGGCAGGCCAGCGGCGCGCCGGCGCCAGCGUCGUCCUCCUCCUCGUCCGGGAUCCACCACUCGGCCGGCCGCUACGGCCAUGAGGCGCCCGUCGCCGGAGACGGCGGCGCCCCUGCCGCGCCGGCCGGGAUCUCGACGGUCGCCAAAUCUCUGCUGCCGGCGCGGCGCCGCCUCCGGCUCGAUCCGUCCAACAAGCUCUACUUCCCAUAUGAACCAGGCAAGCAGGUCAAGAGUGCAAUUAGGAUAAAGAAUACAAGCAAGUCACAUGUAGCAUUCAAGUUUCAAACAACUGCACCCAAGAGUUGCUUUAUGCGUCCUCCUGGAGCCAUACUUGCCCCUGGCGAGACUAUCAUAGCGACUGUUUUCAAGUUUGUCGAGCACCCAGAGAAUAAUGAGAAUGUUCUGCAGAAGUGCAAGGUCAAGUUCAAGAUUUUGAGCUUGAAGGUCAAAGGACCCAUGGAAUAUGCACCAGAAUUGUUCGACGAGCAGAAAGAUCAGGCAGUGGUUGAGAAGAUACUGAGGGUUGUUUUCUUGGAUGUUCAAAACCCAGGCCCUCAACUGGAAAAGCUGAACACUCAGUUAGCCGAGGCAGAAGCUGCACUUGAGGCGCGGAAGAAACCUCCAGAAGAGAAUGGUCCUAAAAUUGUUGGUGAAGGGCUUGUCAUUGAUGAAUGGAAAGAGAGGAGGGAAAGAUACCUCGCACAACAACAGGUUGAAGCGGUCGACUCGGUGUAAAUUGUACCUUCUUGUGCUAGAGCAGCAUAUGGCUUGAGCAAUGUGUUGUGAUAAUUCUUAUAAACUGCUAGGUUCUGCUAGUUUAGUGUGCGGUAGUUUAGAGUUGUGCUUGAAGGAUCGGUCUCCAGUGAACAAGCUAACCUUUGGUUGUUUCGGUACUCGCUGUGUAACAGAUAAAUUAAUUGGCUUGUCAGAACAAUAAAGUGCAUAUGCGUAGCUUCCGUUUA